GCGGGGCGUGGCCGGGGGCUGGGCGUGGCGGGCGCGGGCUGGUGGACUGGUGAGGUGGCGUCGGUGGGAGCGGUCUGCCGCCGUUUGGCGUGAUGCUGAGUCCCCAGUCCGGAGCCUGGUGGCUCUGAGCGCCGGAGCCGCCCCGGGACAUCAUGGCGGAGGCCUGCGAGCCCACCCGUCCCUCGGAGGACGAGGACGAGGAGCGGGAGCCGCUGCUGCCUCGCGUCGCCUGGGCCCAGCCGCGGAGGGGCGCGCCCGGGAGCGCCGUGAGGCUGCAGGAGGACGAGGGCGCGGCUGUCCUCCGCGAGCCCGCCACCGACGAGCCGCCGGGGGCGUCCGGGGACAGGUUGAUCUCCGCGAGCUUGUCCACCGAGCUGGACCGGACCCGCAGCACGGGCUCAGAAACAAAUGCAUUCUUGGAAGAUCCAGAAUUUGCUGAUGUUAUAUUGAAAGCAGAACAAGCAAUAGAAAUUGGAGUUUUCCCAGAAAGAAUCUCUCAAGGGUCAAGUGGAAGUUACUUUGUGAAGGAUUCUAAAAGGAAUAUUAUUGGCGUGUUUAAACCCAAAUCAGAAGAGCCUUACGGCCAGCUGAACCCCAAGUGGACCAAGUAUGUCCACAAGGUUUGCUGUCCCUGCUGCUUUGGCCGAGGCUGCCUGCUUCCUAACCAGGGGUACCUUUCUGAAGCUGGUGCCUACCUGGUAGAUGUCAAGCUCCAGCUGGGCAUUGUACCUAAAACAAAGGUGGUUUGGCUUGUCAGUAAGACAUUUAACUACAGUGCAAUUGACCGUGCAAAAUCAAGAGGCAAAAAGUAUGCCUUAGAGAAAGUGCCAAAAGUAGGUAGAAAGUUUCAUCGGAUAGGACUUCCUCCUAAGGUUGGUUCCUUUCAGCUGUUUGUGAAAGAUUACAAGGAGGCUGAGUAUUGGCUUAGGAGGUUUGAAGCCGAGCCUCUGCCCGAGAACAUUAGAAAACAGUUUCAGUCACAGUUUGAAAGAUUAGUGAUUCUGGAUUACAUCAUCAGAAACACAGACAGGGGAAAUGAUAAUUGGCUGGUCAAAUAUGACCAGAAGAAAUAUGCAAAGAAAAUUGAAAAUGAGGAAUCAAACUGGAUUGAUAAUAAACAAUUGCUUAUUAAAAUAGCUGCAAUUGAUAAUGGGCUGGCAUUUCCCUUUAAACAUCCUGAUGAAUGGAGAGCAUAUCCAUUUCACUGGGCUUGGCUUCCUCAAGCAAAAGUCCCUUUUUCUGAAGAAACUCGAAACUUGGUUCUACCCUAUAUUUCUGACAUGAACUUUGUACAAGACUUGUGUGAAGAUCUUUAUGAACUUUUUAAGACUGACAAAGGAUUUGACAGAGCUGCUUUCGAAAGUCAGAUGUCUGUGAUGAGAGGCCAGAUCUUAAACCUCACUCAGGCACUGAGAGAUGGGAAGAGUCCUAUGCAGCUGGCACAGAUGCCAUGUGUGAUCGUGGAGUGCAGCAAAAGUGGUAGCCAGGGCCGUGUGGUACACCUGGGCAGCUCCUUCACCCAGACGGUUCACUGCAGGAAGCCGUUCUUUUCCUCCUGGUAGCAGAUGUAAGGGGAAUAGCUGUGUGGUGUUACUGUACUGAUAAAAUAUUACAGUGAUGUAAAUCUGCUGCUGAGAGCACCAGUCACCAAAACCUCAAAUAAUUCAAGUCUUUAAAUAUAUAGAAAAUAAGACUAUAUUUUGAAUGUAAUCAAAAGUUUACGAUUUUUUGUCCAAAUAAUUAAAUUUCUAUUUCAGGGAAGAAGUACUAUUAUCUCCAAUAUUGUAUUUUUAUAGAAAAAAAUGUAUUUUAUGUUGUUAUUACUUUAAAAAGUAACUUCAUGGUUUACACAUGCUAGCAUGACUGUAGUUCUAUAGAAUUCCAGCUAGAAUUCCUGUGUUGACUUUGCGUACAGGAACAUUUUAUAUAUACUUUUUAAGCAUGAGAAGAAUCUUCUUGCAUUCAUUCCAAAAGACUUCUGAGAAUGGCCAAGCCAGAAAUUGCUCUUACAGACUCCCGAGAGAGCAGCCAGGGAUGGUGAAGCAGUUCCACCUUCAUUUCCAGAGCUGCUGUGUGAAAACUGGAAUCAAGUGCCCAAAGGUGAUCAUUACCAGGAACCUGAAGGUUAAGUUCUGCCUCAGUGACAGACGACUAUAUUAAGUUUUGAAUUUUGAUAUAUUUGUUGAUGAAUUUUAUUCUGUUUAAGUGAAGGGGGAAGAAAUCUAAAGACAGCUCCCCUCCUUUUUAAAAAACAGGAAAUAACUAAGAAUGGAUUGGAAUAAUAUGAAAUUAAGGUAGAUCUCCAGUAUUUUAAAAUUACAACAUUGCCCUAAAAAUUGUUUUCUUUUUCACAUAUGGGAUCAAAUAAUUGAAAACAUUAAUCUUUAUCAGUUGUGUACUGCAGUUAGUGGGAAAUAUCACUUCAAAGUAAGCCAUCCCCUGAAGUGUAUACUGAAGUCAGGAACACAUUGCUCAGGCACACCCGGGGCAUCUGGAGCUUGAUCUCACUGCUCACUUUUAAGUUGCUGUCUUAUGAUUUUUUUAAUGAGCUAUUUUUGUAUGAAAAGGUGGUUAUAUCCAGGUGCUUAAAUUAAGGUGUGGCAGACAGUCUCUCUUCCAUCUUUACCUGCGCCUUGGUGGAUGUAGGAGGGAGCAUACCACUGCGCCAGGAGCCAGUUGGAAGGACACCUGCGUCCUCCUACCUCUUCUGACCUCCCUUUAGCUGGGGUUUGCAAUAAUGGGAACCUAACUGGAAUAUCAAACUAUACCACCACCUGUUGGUAAAUACUAGUCAUUGAUUUGUGCCUUUCCAAGAUGUCUUCUGCAAGAGAGGGCAUACUUGCCUCUGCUGUGGUACGGCUUUCACAAACGAUUUUCUUUUCAUUGUUUUAAAAAUUGCUAUAUUAAUUUUUAUAACGGAGAACCCAGUAAAUUGCUACUGUUUUAUAGUCUAAAAUGGAAAUAGUUUAAGACUAUUUUUAAAUGUCUGACCAUGUUAGAAUAGUUGGGGUAUUUAAAAAUUACAAGUAAAAGUACAUUCAUGAACUUAAUUCUUAUUUAAAUAUUGUGGGUUUUUUAAUGAGCAUAUUUAUAUUGUCAAAUAUGAUAAGCAAACGGAAUAAAAAUCAUUGUCUUGAG
Molecule: messenger RNA, 3138 nt
Organism: Mastomys coucha (southern multimammate mouse)
Lineage: Eukaryota; Metazoa; Chordata; Mammalia; Rodentia; Muridae
Gene: Pi4k2b
Product: phosphatidylinositol 4-kinase type 2 beta
Exons: 10
Coding region: 153-1562 (469 amino acids)
Biological process (GO): Golgi organization; phosphatidylinositol phosphate biosynthetic process; endosome organization
Cellular component (GO): endosome; trans-Golgi network; plasma membrane
Molecular function (GO): 1-phosphatidylinositol 4-kinase activity
Source: RefSeq, a predicted model, not a curated record